AUGCUUCCCAAGAGAGACACAGAGAACCUUUUCACAGUACAAACGCAUGCUCAUGAUUGUUCACUUGCCCAAAGGACGAAGUUCGGAGCUGCCGCGGAUUCCUCGAAGGCAGCCAAGAAGAAGUCAAGCAAGAAGGCUAGAUCCGGAUCUGAAGUCGCCCAAUUCGAUCAGAAAACCAUCAAUGAAUUCAAGGAAGCCUUCGGUAUCAUGGAUCAAAACAAGGAUGGGAUUAUUGACAAGGGUGAUCUCAAAGACUUGUACGCCACAAUGGGGCAGAUCGCGUCCGAAAAACAAAUCGAGGACAUGAUCAAGGAAGCCCCUGGACCAAUCAACUUCACCGUCUUCUUGACGCUGUUCGGAGAGCGAUUGACAGGAACUGAUCCUGAAGCCACUAUUGUUGGGGCAUUCGCAAUGUUCGACAAGAAGGACUGUGGAAAGAUCAAGGAGGAUGAAUUGAUAAAAAUCCUCCAAAACAAGCGAGGAGAGCCCCUUGAUGAGGAUGAGGUCAAGGCCAUGUACAAGGGAAAACCUCCAAUUGAGAACGGUGAAGUCGACUACAAGGCAUUCGCUCAUCUCAUCACCACCGGUGCUCAAGACGAACUUGCAGCCGCAUAA
Molecule: messenger RNA, 615 nt
Organism: Necator americanus (New World hookworm)
Lineage: Eukaryota; Metazoa; Nematoda; Chromadorea; Rhabditida; Ancylostomatidae
Exons: 5
Coding region: 1-615 (204 amino acids)
Biological process (GO): post-embryonic development; locomotion
Cellular component (GO): cytoplasm; myosin II complex
Molecular function (GO): calcium ion binding; myosin heavy chain binding
Source: RefSeq, a predicted model, not a curated record